AAAACAUGUGGAAAAUAAAAAAUAAAAAGAAAUGAGAAAAUAGCUUCGUUUGGAAAUAUGCCAAACUGGAGAGUUUCUGUGCUUUCUUUGCUUAUCCUCUUCCUUCUUCUUUAACUGAAGAGAAAAACAGAGUAACAAUUUUAGCUAAGAAACGACGUCGUUUUCUGAACUUUCAUCACUAAAUUCUCUCCACAGUACCAAUGGCUAUGAGCGGUUUGAUUUCUAACCGCAAUUUUGGUUCCUUCGUUACCUCAGGAAAUUCGUAUAGAUCACAAAAGGAUUUGUCACUUCAAAGAGGGGGGAUUUCUGUUUCGGGUGCACCGGUUACACAAUAUGGUGGCUGGAUUGUGAAGGUUCCUCUUUCAAGAUGCCAGAAUGCAAUGCAUUCUCAUAUUGUUUCUUCUUUGGAAGAGAGACUUUCAAAACAAAUACAAACAUUCGAUAACAAAAGGGAGAUUUUUUCUCCAUUAUCCCGACAAUCCAGCUGCUGCUCAAACUUCAAAUUAAAAGCUUGCAAAAGAAGACAUUCUUACCUUUCUUCAGCUCCCUUUAGCAGUAGCUAUAUCGAACAAUUUGGUUUGAGCAAAAGAAAGCACCGACAGCCUGAGGUUGGUAAAGCAAAUAAGUUUCGUCUUUGUUACAAGUCUGAGGAGUAUGAAUUUGCAGAACCAAAUAUAGAUAAGCUGAAAUCAACUGAAGUGACCGGUGAAGCCAUUCUUUUGGAAGGAAAUCUGCAUCAAAUAUCUCCAUGGUGGCAGCAGUUUCCUAAGCGUUGGGUUAUUGUACUGCUAUGUUUUACAGCAUUUCUCCUUUGUAAUAUGGAUCGCGUCAAUAUGAGCAUAGCAAUACUGCCGAUGUCUCAAGAGUUCAACUGGAACAGUGCAACAGUUGGCCUCAUUCAGUCCUCUUUUUUCUGGGGCUAUCUACUUACACAGAUUGUUGGUGGCAUUUGGGCAGACAAAGUUGGUGGGAAGCUAGUACUAGGUUUUGGAGUUAUAUGGUGGUCAAUUGCAACAGUUUUAACUCCUGUUGCUGCAAAACUUGGGCUGCCAUAUCUGCUUGUUAUGCGUGCCUUUAUGGGAAUCGGAGAGGGUGUUGCGAUGCCUGCAAUGAAUAAUAUACUUUCCAAGUGGAUUCCAGUAUCGGAGAGAAGCAGAUCACUUGCGCUAGUAUAUAGUGGAAUGUACCUUGGUUCUGUCACAGGCUUGGCAUUCUCGCCUUUUCUAAUUCACAAAUUCGGGUGGCCAUCUGUGUUUUACUCAUUUGGAUCACUUGGAAGUAUCUGGUUUGCAUUGUGGUCGAGAAAAGCAUAUAGCACGCCAAAAGAUGAUCCAGAUCUUGGGGCGGAAGAGAAAAGGCUCAUACUUGGAGGCAGCGUAUCAAAAGAACCUGUGACAGUUAUUCCUUGGAAAUUGAUUUUAUCGAAAGCACCUGUUUGGGCUUUAAUAAUCUCUCACUUCUGCCACAAUUGGGGAACAUUUAUUCUGUUAACCUGGAUGCCUACAUACUACAAUCAGGUUCUGAAGUUCAACCUCACGGAAUCGGGGCUCUUAUGUGUCCUUCCAUGGUUAACCAUGGCCAUUUUUGCAAAUAUAGGAGGUUGGAUUGCUGACACACUUGUGAGCAAAGGCCUUUCCAUAACAACUGUUCGAAAGAUCAUGCAAUCAAUAGGGUUUCUAGGUCCUGCAUUUUUUCUUACACAGUUAAGUCAUGUCAGAACACCCGCCAUGGCAGUACUGUGCAUGGCUUGCAGUCAGGGAUGUGACGCAUUCUCACAAUCUGGUCUAUAUUCCAAUCACCAAGACAUUGGACCACGCUAUGCUGGAGUUUUGCUGGGACUAUCGAAUACGGCAGGAGUGCUUGCCGGUGUCUUUGGUACAGCUGCUACUGGAUACAUACUCCAACGAGGUUCAUGGAACGAUGUAUUUAAAGUCUCUGUUGUAUUGUACUUAAUUGGCACGUUGGUCUGGAAUAUCUUUUCAACUGGUGAAAAAAUUCUCGACUGAAGAAUGUUAUGACAAUGUCAGGGAAGGUCUCUGCUACACUAUAGGCCAUAGAGAUUUUCAAAGAGAGAAAUGAAAGGUUGGAACAAAAAUCACAUGACCAAAUAUGUCAAGCUGUUUGAAGCAUAAAAGCACCAUGCCAAAAUAGAAGAGAGCCACUAUCAAUUUUUUUGAUCAUAUAGCUAGCUAGGCCUUAAUAUUCUUAUCAGAAAGAAAUCUUGGAUUAACAUUCCUUGUCCUAUGAUCUAAAUGCUUUCUGUAUAGAUAGUUUGUGGGUAGUUUCUGCCCUUAUAACUUCAUUCUAGCAUAUUUAUAUUUAUACGUAGAA
Trifolium pratense (red clover) is the source of this 2331-nucleotide messenger RNA. Its product is annotated as ascorbate transporter, chloroplastic-like. Bases 201 to 2006 code for a protein of 601 amino acids. Gene Ontology annotation, biological process: transmembrane transport. The record is from RefSeq and is a predicted model, not a curated record. Gene Ontology annotation, molecular function: transmembrane transporter activity. The transcript is spliced from 11 exons. NCBI's taxonomy places the organism in Eukaryota, Viridiplantae, Streptophyta, Magnoliopsida, Fabales, Fabaceae.